CACACACCCCCACGCACUCAUAUCUCUCUCAUCUCGGCAAGAUCCGCAAGAGGAACCUGUGGUAGUCGUUGUUGUGUCAGGUGGUGUGCUAUUCUUCUUCUUGGCAAUGGAAACUCCAUCCUCCACGAGAAGGGUCACAAGAUCUCAGGCCGCCGCCGCAGCCGCCAACUCCCACCGCACAGAGAAGAGCAAGCAUGAGGAGUGGCACCCGAGACCAAGAAACGGAGGGGAUCGCGCAGCGCUUCUCGACAUCACCAAUGACUCGCCCGUGGUAGGGCUCGCGACCGGGUGCUUCCUGGUCGAGAAGACGCCCUCCUCGUCGGCGGUCAAGAGCCGGGUCAUAGCCAGGAGGACCCCCGGGUCGGGCGAGGAGGUGCUCCGGGGCCAGGUGCGGACGCUGCUGCAGAAGGUUGAGGAAGACACAGAACUCGUGAAUAAGCUUCCUUUUGGACAUCCGCCACCACCACCCCCGCAGCGCUUCCCUUCCCUCCUGGGACUCUCAAGAUCUCCGAUUCAUCUUCUCGCCCCGACGCCAGCCAAUACGCCACAAAUCCCCAACAUGAACUGCUCGAAAGAAGGCUAUACUUCGACGGGGUUUGCAUCACCCUGUGUUGUGCCUGUAGAAGACGACCAUCCGAAGGUUGUGGCAGCACUCAAUCGAGAGGAAGCCCACCCUCAAGAAUGCCUGAUCAACCGGGCACUGAUGUUCGACUCGCCUGAGAAAUCAGACAUGUCAGACAUCUCGACGAUCUCUUCGUCGCUGACAUUCCAAUGCAGCAGCCAAAGCAGUCGCCAGGAGGCGUCUCCCGACGAUGAUGACAACUCCAUCUGGUCCGUUCAGGUUCAUGCGAGUGCCAACUCCGACCGCGACCACCACGAGCUGCUUGAAGAAGAAGAAGAAGAAGAAGAAGAAGAAGGCAUCGAUUCCAAAGUAACGGAAGCAGCAGAAGAAGAAGAGGAAGAGGGCGAAGCAAACGACGAAGAGUUGCUGGGCGACUUGUGCGAAGGUAUGAAGAAGAUGUCGAUGCUGGAUGACGAGCCAAGGUUGCUCGAGUUCACAGGGAAGCACACGAGAUUCAUCUACAACAGCGACGAUGAGAUGGAAGGAGAAGAGGAAGCGAUGGGUGGAGCGGCGGUGUCACCGAGCGUGUUGGUGUUGAAGGGCCUCCCUGCGCCGCAGGGGAAGCACCUGCGGUUCAAGGAGGAAGACGACUAAGGGCAGUGCUGCCGUUGCAUUUUGGUUGUCUUUCUGUGACACCAUUUUUCUGUCUGUUUCUCUACGAUGUCACCAUCUUCAUCUUCUUUUCUGUCAUGAAAAAUCUGGAUGGAGAACGAUCAUAUUUUCUGAAUAAAUCAACUCAGAAUUUGCAAGA
Messenger RNA from Musa acuminata subsp. malaccensis (wild Malaysian banana), 1373 nucleotides. Lineage: Eukaryota; Viridiplantae; Streptophyta; Magnoliopsida; Zingiberales; Musaceae. The record is from RefSeq and is a predicted model, not a curated record.